AUGGGAUUUGAAUUAGAUUCAGAUCAAUCUAUAUCAAGUGACUGCCUCCAUUAUGUUGUUGCUAGCAAAUAUCACUAUUUUUGGUGUGGUUCCUCUAUGCCUAGGACAGCAGAAUAUCUAACCAUGAAUGAAGAAAGGCGUCGGAAUGGACGUAUUGGUUCACGUAAGGGUGCACGUAGAAUACCAAAGGGAGUUAUUCAUGUUCAAGCAAGUUUCAAUAAUACCAUUGUCACUGUUACAGAUGUACGGGGUCGAGUAGUUUCUUGGUCCUCAGCUGGUACUUCUGGAUUCAAAGGUACGAGAAGAGGAACACCGUUUGCUGCUCAAACCGCAGCAGCAAACGCUAUCCGUACAGUAGUGGAUCAAGGUAUGCAACGAGCAGAAGUCAUGAUAAAAGGUCCCGGUCUCGGAAGAGAUGCAGCAUUACGAGCUAUUCGUCGAAGUGGUAUACUAUUAACUUUCGUACGGGAUGUAACUCCGAUGCCACAUAAUGGCUGUAGACCUCCGAAAAAAAGACGUGUGUAGAACUGAACAUUGAAGAAAUCUCAAGAGAAAUAAAAGAUUCGAUGAUCUAAUCAAAUAAUAGUACUAUGGUUCGAGAGAAAGUAACAGUAUCUACUCGGACACUACAGUGGAAGUGUGUUGAAUCAAGAACAGACAGUAAACGCCUUUAUUAUGGACGCUUUAUUCUGUCUCCACUUAUGAAAGGCCAAGCCGACACAAUAGGCAUUGCAAUGCGAAGAGCUUUGCU
Solanum dulcamara is the source of this 751-nucleotide messenger RNA. Its product is annotated as 30S ribosomal protein S11, chloroplastic. Bases 1 to 525 code for a protein of 174 amino acids. Gene Ontology annotation, cellular component: mitochondrial small ribosomal subunit; ribosome. Gene Ontology annotation, molecular function: small ribosomal subunit rRNA binding; mRNA 5'-UTR binding; structural constituent of ribosome. The transcript has 2 exons. NCBI's taxonomy places the organism in Eukaryota, Viridiplantae, Streptophyta, Magnoliopsida, Solanales, Solanaceae. Gene Ontology annotation, biological process: ribosomal small subunit assembly; maturation of SSU-rRNA from tricistronic rRNA transcript (SSU-rRNA, 5.8S rRNA, LSU-rRNA); translation. The record is from RefSeq and is a predicted model, not a curated record.